GAUGGAAUUUUCGUUCGAACGAGGGCGGUAUUGAUAUUCUAUAAUAAAAGUAUAUACUUCAAAUCCGAAAAAAAAAAAAAAAAAAUCUGAAUCGGGAAUUUCUUUAUGAUAAAAAUUUGUUAUUUAUAUACUGUCGGCGAAAGUAUCUUUGAACAGUUUUAAUUCCCGUGAGAUUGUCUUCACAUUGUAGGGAUAUUUUUAUAUUUCUUGACGUAUAAUCUAAAAGAUGAGAUGUAAAGAAAAACGUAGAAAUACGAAAGGUUCAGUUUUAUUUCUAACUAAAAUAUACCACCAAUAACAAUUUAUUAUUAAUAAUAUGUCGUAUUGGAAAAUUCCGAAUCAAUUUUUGGUGGAUUUUUGGCGUGAAACAAGCCCAAGUCACCUUCCCAUCAUUGGCAUCACGUUGGUGCAUGGAAACUGAAGACCACGCGCCUGCCUAACGACAUCGAAUGGUUCAAGGACAUCGGCCUUUGGUGACGUCAUGAACUAUGAUCUAUGAGUGUGAGAUUUGUUUAAAGGUGGAUAUAAAGUAGAGGAUUUAUCCUUGAUGUGUUUUUGUUUCGUUUUAGACAUAGAAGUGAAAAUUAUUAUUUGUGGAAGUUAAAAUUGAGUUUUGGAGGAAUGAACGGGAUCGAGAUAUAUCAUAAGAAAAGUUUUUAAUGUUUCUUUUUCGAUCUAUAUUCAAAACAUGCAAAUAUCUAGCGACAAAAAUUCCAUGUUUAUUUAUGCGAAAGAAAAAUCUAAAUCCCAUGAUAAAAGUACGCCGAUAAGGGUCAGCGUAAUUUUAUAAGUAUAUAAAGAAGGUAUAGAUACGGAUACGUUUCAUCUUUUGACCGACAUCCAUUCAGAAAUCAUCGUUUCUCAGAAUAUUUUCGGAAAUUAUGAAUUCUUAUGUGAGAAGUAAUGGUCUCUAUCCGGUAUUGAUAGUGUUUUUAAUAGCGUGGUUGAAUAUAUGCAGCAGUUACGGACAACUCACUUUUUCGAAAGGUUGGAAAGUUGGGAAACGUACUGAUGACGAAACGGACGCCCAAUUGAAAAUAACCACAAACGCGCUUUGUCAGUUUCUAUUGAGUCAAAUUCGGGAUAUUUUUCCUUGUGAAAACCAUCAAAUAUCCAACAAACAAUUCGAAAGUAUACUGAACAAUCAAUUAUAAAAAAAUAUUCAAAAAAAAACAGCUACUGGUUAUUAAUUGUUUUGAAACGUGUAUAAACAUGUCGAAAUAAAAGUUGUGUAAAAGUUCGACGAUU
Messenger RNA from Diorhabda sublineata, 1248 nucleotides. RefSeq lists its product as uncharacterized. The coding region runs from base 882 to 1154 and encodes 90 amino acids. NCBI's taxonomy places the organism in Eukaryota, Metazoa, Arthropoda, Insecta, Coleoptera, Chrysomelidae. Gene Ontology annotation, molecular function: hormone activity. The transcript has 3 exons. The record is from RefSeq and is a predicted model, not a curated record.